Messenger RNA from Hymenoscyphus albidus, 303 nucleotides. The record is from the annotation of a GenBank genome assembly. Lineage: Eukaryota; Fungi; Ascomycota; Leotiomycetes; Helotiales; Helotiaceae.
AUGGUCCUCACUAUGAUUGGGUCCCGAGGAGUUCAUGAAGGACCAGAUUCAAAGCCUUUCAUCUGUAUCAGUACCAGUACCACUAACUCGGGGCCUCAUCCGAAGUCUUGCGAAGCGGCAGCUUUCAGUGUUGAGCAGAAGUAUCUCGGUUUCUCUUUUUGGGACUUGGCCGAUUGGGUACUUCACGAGGCUUUGCAGUGGUUCGAGCCCAUUAUUGGCACCAUGAUUGAACGACACGUCGGCCAUCAAAAUAUGGUGGGACCUGUUUCUAUGACUAGACAAGGGAGUACAACUAUAAUGUAA